AUGCCGAUAGCACCUACACAAUUCGCGCGAACGACGCGGACGUCGGCUAAUUGGAGCGACGCAAGACGACGAGUCCUGGCGGCUUAUCGAGAAUGGAUACGAGCGGCACCUGAAAUCCAGACGAUGUACUCGAUCCCCUUCCCAGUCUCCGUCAUCCGCACACGAAUGCGACAGGAGUUCGAGCGCCAUAGAUUCGUCGAUAAGCUACCGGUGGUCGAUGUGCUCCUUGUGCAGAACAACGCAGAAUACCAGGAAGCCAUGAACUUCUGGAAGCAGACUACACAUGUCAUGUCCUAUUUCAACUCUGAACACUUCCGGGGAGCCAGCAGACUGCCGAACAGCUUCAUGCAAGGUUUCUUAGAGGCAAUGCCUCAGGGUCGCAACUAG
Messenger RNA from Daldinia decipiens, 387 nucleotides. Its product is annotated as NADH dehydrogenase, alpha subcomplex, subunit 6. NCBI's taxonomy places the organism in Eukaryota, Fungi, Ascomycota, Sordariomycetes, Xylariales, Hypoxylaceae. The coding region runs from base 1 to 387 and encodes 128 amino acids. The record is from RefSeq and is a predicted model, not a curated record. Gene Ontology annotation, biological process: response to oxidative stress. The transcript is spliced from 5 exons.